ACUAAAUUUUCAACAUAAUUCCUGUAGUUUGGAGAGCUGCUGUCCUUUGGGGGUUUUGCUGGGGAGAAGAAAUGCCUUUUGCAGGCUGUGUCCUGAGUGCCCUUAACGCCGGGUACCGCGGCAGGGCGGGGGCUGCCGGUGGGGACUGAGGAAUGAAUGCUCGUACUGGGAAGCAAACCCAUCCUUGUGGAAUUGCUGUAGUGGAGUAUCGUGACAGACUAUGAUAGGCCUAGGACUACGACACUCUUAAGCUGUGCCAUGGGACGUUUAGGCUGAAUACUAGGAAGAAUAUCUUCACAGAAAGGGUGAUUAGAUAUUGGAAAGGCUGCCCGGGAAGUGGUGGAGUCACCAUCCCUGAAGGUGUUUAAAGGAAAGACCGGACGUGGCACGCAGUGCUGUGGUCUAGUUGACACGGUGGUGUUUGGUCAUAGGCUGGGCUCUGAUCUGUGGUGGUACCACCCGUGGGAGCCUUUUCCUUGGGCUCUCGAAAGCAGCGGGCAGAUGAACGGCAGAAGUACGGCGAGGCGGCAGACAAGACCUUUAUAUCCCAAGGCGGGCCUCCGCCUCAGCCUGCCGCCGGCUGGGGAGGAGCGAGGGAAGGGCGGCUUGGGCCGCACAUCCCGCGGGAUCGGGAUCGGGACGGAGCCGCAGGCGGCUCCCGCCGGGCGCCGCUUCCGCCACGUGUCCCGCCGGGCCCGCUGGUUGCCGCGGCGACGGGAACCUCUCCCGCCCCUUCCGGCCUCGCAUGGCGCCGUCUCUUCCGCUGCGGGGAGUAAUAUGGGGACAAUACACCUGUUCCGCAAAUCACAGAGAUCAUUGGUUGGAAAGUUAACACAUGAAUUUAGGUUGGUUGCAGCAGACAGAAGGUCCUGGAAGAUUUUACUGUUUGGUGCUAUAAAUUUAAUAUGUAUUGGCUUCCUGCUCAUGUGGUGCAGCUCUACAAACAGCAUAGCUUUAACUGCUUACACAUAUUUGACAAUCUUUGACCUUUUCAGUUUGGUAACAUGUCUAAUAAGCUACUGGGUAAUGAUGAAGAAACCCAGCCCAGUCUAUUCAUUUGGGUUUGAAAGGUUUGAAGUUCUAGCUGUAUUUGCAUCUACAGUUCUGGCACAGCUUGGUGCUCUUUUUAUACUGAAAGAAAGUGCGGAGCGGUUUCUGGAACAGCCUGAGAUACACACGGGACGACUGCUGGUUGGUACUUUUGUGGCUCUCUUUUUCAACUUAUUUACAAUGCUUUCCAUUAAGAAUAAGCCUUUUGCUUAUGUCUCUGAAGCUGCCAGCACAAGUUGGCUUCAGGAACAUGUUGCAGAUCUUAGUAGAAGUAUUUGUGGAAUCAUCCCAGGAUUGAGUAGCAUCUUUCUGCCACGGAUGAACCCUUUUGUCUUGAUUGAUAUUGCUGGAGCUCUGGCUCUUUGCAUUACAUAUAUGCUCAUUGAAAUCAACAAUUAUUUUGCUGUGGACACAGCCUCUGCUAUAGCAAUUGCUUUGAUGACAUUUGGUACCAUGUAUCCCAUGAGUGUCUACAGCGGGAAAGUACUACUUCAGACAACCCCACCUCAUGUGAUUGGCCAGUUAGAUAAACUUCUUAGAGAGGUUUCAACUUUGGAUGGUGUGUUGGAAGUUCGAAAUGAGCAUUUCUGGACAUUAGGUUUUGGCACUUUGGCUGGAUCAGUCCAUGUCCGAAUUCGGAGAGAUGCAAAUGAGCAAAUGGUACUUGCCCAUGUCACUAACAGAUUAUACACAUUGGUCUCUACCUUGACUGUUCAGAUUUUCAAAGAUGACUGGAUCAGACCUACCUUAUCAUCUGUGCCUAUUGCAAACAAUAUUCUGAACCUUUCGGAUCAUCACAUUAUUCCAAUGCCAUCUUUGAAAGCUGCUGACAAUUUGAACCCUGUUACCUCCACUCCAGCUAAGCCCAGCAGCCCACCACCAGAAUUCUCUUUUAACACACCAGGCAAAAAUGUGAGUCCAGUCAUCCUUUUAAACACUCAGACAAAGCCCUAUGGAUUGGGGUUUAAUCAUGGAUCUGCACCCUACAGCAGUGUACUCAAUCAAGGACUUGGAAUACCAGGAGUGGGAGCAGCUCAAGGAUUCAGAACUGGUUUUGCAAAUGUCCCAGGCAGAUAUGGAACAAACGCUCGUGGUCAGCCCCGACCGUAAUAAACACCAUUAUUUAUUAU
This is a messenger RNA of Vidua macroura (Pin-tailed whydah), 2180 nucleotides long. RefSeq names its product solute carrier family 30 member 6 (gene SLC30A6). Gene Ontology annotation, biological process: transmembrane transport; monoatomic cation transport. NCBI's taxonomy places the organism in Eukaryota, Metazoa, Chordata, Aves, Passeriformes, Viduidae. Gene Ontology annotation, cellular component: membrane. The coding region runs from base 502 to 2160 and encodes 552 amino acids. The record is from RefSeq and is a predicted model, not a curated record. The transcript has 14 exons. Gene Ontology annotation, molecular function: monoatomic cation transmembrane transporter activity.